Messenger RNA from Scomber scombrus (Atlantic mackerel), 1330 nucleotides. Its product is annotated as caspase-3-like. The record is from RefSeq and is a predicted model, not a curated record. Gene Ontology annotation, cellular component: cytoplasm. Gene Ontology annotation, biological process: erythrocyte differentiation; apoptotic process; keratinocyte differentiation. The transcript has 7 exons. Lineage: Eukaryota; Metazoa; Chordata; Actinopteri; Scombriformes; Scombridae. Bases 85 to 966 code for a protein of 293 amino acids.
UUGUACUUUGAACAACGUGACAUUUCCUCUUAAGGAAGGAGACCUGCCGACACUUCUACAACCGUCUCUCAACAGGAAAGAAACAUGGAUAACGCCGGUGGUGCUGGGAGCAACGGGGACCAGGUUGACGCCCGACUCUUUUCAAAGAGGCCUGCCAGUAGUAGUAAUACUGAGGAAAUGGAUACUGCCCCCAUCAGCAGCAGCAGCAGCAGUAAAGCAGUAAGCGACCCUUACCGCUACAGGAUGGACUACCCCUGCUUGGGAACCUGUCUGAUCAUCAACAAUAAGAACUUUGACAGUGGUACAGGGAUGGGUACUCGUAACGGGACGGACGUUGAUGCUGCUUCUGCUGCGAAAACCUUCACUGAUCUUGGCUAUAAGGUCAAAGUGCUCAAUGAUCUGACUGCAGGGGACAUGAAGAAAUUGAUGUUAAGCGUGUCCCAGGAGGACCACAGCAAGAGCGCGUCAUUUGUGUGUGUGAUGCUAAGUCACGGAGAUGAGGGGGUGAUAUAUGGCACUGAUGGCUUGGAAAAGUUGGAAGACCUGACAAAACCCUUUAAAGGAGAUCGCUGCAGGAGUCUGGUGGGGAAACCAAAGCUCUUCUUCAUACAGGCGUGCCGUGGUUCAGGGCUGGACGGUGGAACCGACCUGGUUGAGACCGACAGCGUAGCUGAAGAGCAAACGGAGAGGAUUCCUGUAGAGGCUGACUUCAUGUACGCCUAUUCUACUGCACCAGGCUACUACUCAUGGAGGAACUGUGCCGACGGUUCCUGGUUCAUGCAGGGGUUGUGUGAGAUGUUGCAGCAACACGGCAAGAAACUGGAGCUGAUGCAGAUCAUGACCCGGGUCAACCGCAAGGUGGCGCUACAGUUUGAGUCCUCCUCCAACCUACCUGGAUAUAGUGGCAAGAAGCAGAUCCCCUGCAUCGUCUCCAUGUUGACCAAAGACGUCUACUUCCCUCAAUAGUGUGAUUUAUUCUUUUUUCUUUGACCUACAAGAACUAACACUGACACUAGCAUUGUUGUAAGAUGAUGUGUAUCAUCAGCAUUGGGACAAAAGGUAGACGAUCACUUUCUGUUUCCUGUUGAUUAGGAACAGAUUUUUUAAAUGUUGGGUCUCUCAGGAAAACUUGAACCACUUUACGUGAUUAAUUGCUGUCAUAGGAAAAAAAACACCACAAUUUCUUUAAUAAACCAGCUACGGUAAUCACACUUUUAUUUAUUUGGUUCAAGGAAUACAUUUUAUAAAAAAGGGGCUUUAAAAAAAUGUGAAUUCCAAUAGUAUUUUUUGACACAUAACUGUAUACUAUAUGAAAAUGAACAUAAUAAAU